AUGUUUUCAACCAAGAGAAUACUUGCAUUUUUCUUGAUCUUGUUGGUGUUGGUGGUGCUCAUGGUUCAUGCACAACAACCACCUGAACCACAGGAUUCCACUACUCCACCUACUAACGAACCGCCAGAACCACAAGAAUCCGUUACACCUGAACCAUCUGAACAACCAGAACCCGAACCAUCUGAGCAGCCACAACCAGAACCUCAGGAAUCUAUUACACCUGAACCUUCUGAGCAGCCACAACCUGAACCAUCUGAACAACCAGAACCAGAACCUUCAGGGGAACAACCAGAGCCACAAGAGUCAUUGACACCAGAGCCUUCUACUCCACCAGAACCACAAGAAUCCAUUACACCUGAACCAUCUGAACAACCUGAACCUGAACCAUCUGAGCAGCCACAACCAGAACCUCAGGAAUCUAUUACACCUGAACCAUCGACGCCACCUGAACCUUCUGAACAACCUGAACCUGAACCUUCUGAGCAGCAACAACCAGAACCACAAGAAUCAUUAACACCAGAAGAGUCAAGCAGUGUGCCUCCAACACCUGAACCUUCAGGAGAACAACCAGAACCACAAGAAUCACUCUCUAAAGAGCAAACUACUGCAGCUUCCCAACAGUCUGGCACCACAACAACACCCUCCCUUCCCUCCCAUAAUAUUUAG
This is a messenger RNA of Naegleria lovaniensis, 666 nucleotides long. RefSeq lists its product as uncharacterized. NCBI's taxonomy places the organism in Eukaryota, Heterolobosea, Eutetramitea, Acrasida, Naegleriidae. The record is from RefSeq and is a predicted model, not a curated record. The coding region runs from base 1 to 666 and encodes 221 amino acids. The transcript is spliced from 2 exons.